This is a messenger RNA of Octopus bimaculoides (California two-spot octopus), 2135 nucleotides long. RefSeq names its product transmembrane protein 170A. The record is from RefSeq and is a predicted model, not a curated record. NCBI's taxonomy places the organism in Eukaryota, Metazoa, Mollusca, Cephalopoda, Octopoda, Octopodidae.
UGUAUUUACUGCGACAUACUCCCUUGUAUGUGACAAGUCCGUCUCUUUGGUGCAGCUGUCAACUGGUACCACACACUUCGUCAGCAGUAUUAUUAUUAUUAUUAUUUUAUUUUAUUUUAUUUUAUUCUUCUAUAUUGAAUAUCUUGGGUGGUGAAAAUAUCCUAUCAGCUGUUAUAUCGUUUUUUUUUAAAGCUGAGCGAAGUCGAUUUAAAAAGCCAUACAUACAGUAAUCUAUAUGUAUGUCUUUUGAAAAUACACCCUUUAUUCUGAUAAGACCAAGUGAGAUUUUAUUUCUUCCUCUUAUAUUGUAAACAGUUUGUAAAUAGUUUUCAUUUAAUUUCGAAGACAGGCAUUCCAAACUCAACCGAGUUUCAGUUAUCUAUCUAUCUAUCUGUUUAUAAUAGAUGCCUCUUUUUGCAUAUAUCCACGCAAAAUAUAUGUAUAAUGUAAAUGUAUAUAAACAUAGUUUUUGGCACAUGGGUUAAAAUUGGCAUAUUAUUCACAAGUUAUUCCUUGUGUAAAAGAGGUUAAAUACAAAUGCCAUAUCCGUUCUGAUUUGACUGUUGUCAUCUGUGUGUGUGUUGUUAUUCUAUUGUAUCUGCCAAAUUAUUUUUUUAAUUUUAUCUGUUUACAUAUCUGUACUUCGGUUUCUAGACAGUAGUCUUUUCUUUGUGUUGAGUUUUUUUUCUCUCUCCUAUAAUUCAGUUGACGUAUCAUUUAAAAAUAAGGAACGAUGUAAGCCUAGGAAAAAAAAUAUUUAUAAGAGCAGAAAUACAUAUACAUUCAUUGACAUAUACACACGGGUUCAUACUUGAUAUGUAUGUUCAUCGACGGUUAUAUGUAUAUAAUACAUAUAUAUAUACACACAUAUAUAUAUAUAUAUAGGAAACAAAAAUGAACUCUAAGUAAAGGGUCCGAGUUGUGUAAUGUUUUUGGUCUGUUAUCUAAUCAGCUGAAAUUUCAACUCCGGUCCGUCAUCACUGACAGGUGCAAUGAUGAAGGCCAGCACAGAACUGUGGCAUGUUUGGAGGAUGGCCGCUCUUUUGGUGUCUUGUUGAUAUGAGUUCCAACAACGACUUUCAGCCGGAUACUUUGGAUACUGUUAUUAAUGUGUUUGGAUUGACUCCCAAGGAUCCACUUAACGGAUUUUUGGAAAUGUGGUAUCAAAUAUUUUUGUGGGCCCUAUUCUCAUCAGUCUUUGUUCACCUAAUAGCUGCCGUCAUCGCAUUUAGUCGACUCAGGAAACACAAGCUCGGUCGAUGGAUUCCCAUGCUGAUUAUCAUUAUGGGGGUGUUAUCUCCCUUGACUGGCGGCAUUCUCUCUAGUGCUGCAAUUGCAGGUGUGUAUCGUGCAGCGAAUUUUGAAAUGCGUCCCCUUUAUGCUCUCUUCUUUGGUGUUCUGCAGACUGUUGGUGUGAUCCUGAUUUCAUUGACACGAUUCCUCAGCACCUUAUGAUACAUGUGGCCAUCACCUCUCCAAUAUAUAGUUUCUGGGAACACUUUAAUGAACGGGUGCUGUUUUUCACCCCCUCAUCGUCAUCAUUAUUUAACAUCAUUAUUGUUAUGACUACUAUCAGAGUAGCAAACUUGGUGCAGACCACAGCAUCUAAUUCAAUACCUCACAGAUGGUCUUGGUGCAGACCACGGCAUCUAGUUCAACGUCUCACAUUGCUCACGUGGACUUGGUGCAUACCAAAUCAUCUUGUUCAAUGCAUUAUGUCUCCCAGGUGGACUUAUUGCAGACUGCAGCAGCUUCUUCCAUGUCUCACAGCAUCUCAGUUUUUGGUCACUGGCUUUGCCUUUCAUUCGUCUGGCAGUGAGUUUGAUAGAACAACUGCCAUUAGCAAACUGAGGCCAAUGAAAACAGCUAUGAUACCUUCCUUACAAAUUUGGUUCUGUACCUAGAGGAAAAAAAUUGUUGUUAUUGUUAUUAUUUAUUAUUAUCAUCAUCACCAUCAUAAUCAUUUUGAUUAACACCACUAUUAUUUGUAACUGACCUUAUUUUUUGCUGUUCCCCACCUAUUUUUACUAUUUAUUUUUUUCCAUUUUGUCUCUGUGAAAAAUCAGAGUAUUCAAGAGUCAGAUUUUGAGAUCUAGUACUCAAGGCAGAUAACAAUCAAACUUUUACAACUAUAA